Ilex paraguariensis (yerba mate) is the source of this 441-nucleotide messenger RNA. The record is from the annotation of a GenBank genome assembly. NCBI's taxonomy places the organism in Eukaryota, Viridiplantae, Streptophyta, Magnoliopsida, Aquifoliales, Aquifoliaceae.
AUGGUACUUUGUCAGGUUAUGAAAUUCUACAAGACCUUCUUGUGCGAUGCUUGCUGGGUAUGGACAAAUGGAUUUUACUACAACUGUGAAACAUGUUCAAAAGAUCUCUGCAAUGGAAGUGGUUUCAGCUUCUCUACAAGCGGAUUUAAAUGUGAUGAUUGCAAGUUCAAAAUAUCUCACAACAGUGCUCUACUCCCAGUGAUUGCGAUCAAUCGUUUCAUCUUUUCUGCAUUAAAGACUACUAUUCAAACGUCAAGUAUGGAGGUACCAUUGAAGUUAAUUGUCAUCCACACUCUCUGGCAUUUGUACGAAAGGCAAGGAAGAGGUUCUCGUAUUGCAGUUGUGGUCAUUCUUAUGUUAGAGUUAUCUUUGUUCAUACUGAUAUUGAUAUUGAGUGUCCCAUAUUCGAAUGUGGAGAGUGUAAUUAUACAUUGUGCUUAG